This is a messenger RNA of Chara braunii, 885 nucleotides long. The record is from the annotation of a GenBank genome assembly. Lineage: Eukaryota; Viridiplantae; Streptophyta; Charophyceae; Charales; Characeae.
CGUAUGCCAUCUUGGCUGCUACGAACCACCUGAGAGGGCCUGCGAUACCGGUGAGCCUACCGGAUGGCAUUAUACGAAAGGAAGCAAAGCGGAGCCCAGCCUGAACGGAGUAUGAGGUCGACAACUGGAAGGAAAUGUUGGAAGGACUGGUGCUCACACCGAUAGACCGGAACCAAGGAGAUACUGCGGUUAUCUGUCCGAUUUUGUACCGUCACGCGUUCGGGAAGAUAUUUCUCUGGAAUGAGAACUACGAAGUCGUCGGCAAUCGGGAAUCGGAAGUCGAAUUGUUGCGGAAGUGUAAAGCGACCUUCACCAACCUCAAGCUGGACAUGAUCGGCGGUUGGAAACCUGACGGGAGGCUCGGAACCGCAUAUGUGAUUCCGAAGCACAAAGACUUGGAUAGGUGGAGACCCAUAGCACCAGCGCCAUCCGAUCCGGGUGCCCUCGCACAACGAAGAGUAGCAAGGGCACUACACUGUCUCCUUGUGAGUCUACCGACAACAAGUUCAUUCUAUCUGAACUCGGUGGCCGAGCCCGGCAGACGGAUGGAAGCAGCUGCGCAAAGACUGAGGAACGAAGGAUGCACGGCUGUGACAGGACGAUGCUACGACAUUAAGGAAAUGUUCUCCAGGAUUCCGCAUGAGGCCGUGCUACAGGCGGUCACCCAGAUGCUCGUGAAGUACGAAGACGAGGGAUGGCAGACGAUGAAGGUGUCGUACAAAGGCAAGUUGUGCGUUUUGAGCAAGACGAGACGAAAAGCCAAGGGAUAUGUCUCUAUCAAGCUGAAGUAACUGCUGGCGGGAGUACAGUUUGACCUGCUUAAUUCGGUGGUGAGAUGUGGAAACAAGCUACUCAGGCAGAUUUUCGGUAUCCCCAUGGGGAAGA